GUGGCAAGCUUUCACUGUAUGCAUCUCUCCCACGGUCCUAUAACCUAUAGUGUGUCAGAUUUUCUCUCUACAAUUAGAUAGAUCAGCCCCUUUUGCUUUAAUCACCUUUUCAGAGCUUACAGCAACUCAUUUCCCAAAAUAAAUCCCCAAAAACCAACACUAGAAAUAGAUACAUACAUACAAUCUAAAAUUCCCUCAAUUAUUUUUUCUCCACAGCCAUCAAAAACCAGAGAAAAUAAAACAAAAAAUGCAGUCCAUGUUAAACCUCCAUGGCACCUUUGGCCUUCCUGUGUGUGUUUCGGGGAUAACCCAUCAUAGUCUCACCUUCUCUAAGGAGAUGGCAGAUCAUGAUCGCAGAAGGGAGGCCAUGAAAAGGCAGAGAUCACAAGCCAGAGCAGAGCUGCAUGCAAAUCAAGAACUGGGUUUUGAGAGAAGCAGUGGAAGAGUGGGAGAACAGAUCAGGGAAGGUGGGGUUGAUGAAGAUCUAGCUAGUGUGCUACAUGAUCUGUGUUGCUGUUAUUUGGCUUGUACUGCAAAAGCUGCAUAGCUUAAUUAGCUUAGCUUAGCUUAGCUUAUUAAUUAAUCAAAUAUUUAUGUUUUUGGACCUACUUCUGCUUAACGUUAAAUAUUCUCUGUGGGGUUUGUUUUAAUUUUUAUAUUCA
Messenger RNA from Prunus avium (sweet cherry), 662 nucleotides. RefSeq lists its product as uncharacterized. Lineage: Eukaryota; Viridiplantae; Streptophyta; Magnoliopsida; Rosales; Rosaceae. The record is from RefSeq and is a predicted model, not a curated record.